Messenger RNA from Balaenoptera ricei (Rice's whale), 1065 nucleotides. RefSeq names its product sialic acid-binding Ig-like lectin 13. Gene Ontology annotation, molecular function: sialic acid binding. The coding region runs from base 19 to 1065 and encodes 348 amino acids. Gene Ontology annotation, cellular component: plasma membrane. Gene Ontology annotation, biological process: cell adhesion. Lineage: Eukaryota; Metazoa; Chordata; Mammalia; Artiodactyla; Balaenopteridae. The transcript is spliced from 5 exons. The record is from RefSeq and is a predicted model, not a curated record.
GAGCCCUCCGUCUCAGAGAUGCCGCCGCUGCUGCUGUCCCUGCUGUGGGCAGGGUCCCUGGCUCAGGAUCGGAGAAUCCGGCUGGAGGUGCGGGAGUCCGUGACGGUGCAGGAGGGCCUGUGUGUCCGCGUGCCCUGCUCCUUCAACUAUCCCUGGAGCUACUGGGAUGACUCUGUCCCAGCUCACGGCUACUGGUUCCGGGAAGGUGCCAGUAUCUACCAGGAUCCUCCAGUGGCCACAAACAACCCAGAUCGUGAGGUGCUGACGGAGACCCAGGGCCGAUUCCACCUCCUUGGAGACCCCCAGACCUACAACUGCUCCCUGGACAUCAGAGAUGCACAGAGGGGAGACACGGGGACAUACUUCUUUAGGGUGGAGAGAGGGCCUAUUGUGAGAUAUAGUUACAAAGAGAACAUGAUCUUCCUGAAUGUAACAGCUCUGACACAGACACCCGACAUCCGCGUCCAGGGGACCCUGGAAUCCGGCCGCCCCAGGAACAUCACCUGUGCAGUACCCUGGGCCUGUGAGAGGGGGACACCCCACACCUUCUCCUGGAUCGGGGCUGCCCUCACUUCCCUGCACCCCAAGAGUCCCCAUUCCUCAGUGCUCACCCUCGCCCUGAGGCCCCAGGACCAUGGCACCAACCUCACCUGUCGAGUGACCUUCCCCGGAGCUGGUGUGAGCACGGAGAGGACCGUCAGGCUCAACGUGUCCUAUGCUCCACAGAACCUGGACAUUCGUAUCAUCCGGGGAAAUAGCACAGUCCCAGAGGUCCUGGGCAAUGCCACCUCCCUUCGGGUCGUGGAGGGCCAGUCCCUGCUCCUGGUCUGUGCCGUCGACAGCAACCCACCCGCCAGGAUAAGCUGGGCCCGGGGGUGCCUGACACUGAGCCCCUCACAGCCUUUGGAUCCCGGGGUCCUGGAGCUGCCCCAGGUGGUCUUAGGGGAUGGAGGAGAAUUAACCUGCCGAGCCCAGCACCUGAGGGGCUCGCUCCGUGUCUCCCUGAACCUAGUUGUACAGGAUGAAUAUAAGCCAGGAUGCCUGAGUUCUGAGCUAGGGUGGUAA